ACCGCCAUCGUCGAGACGCGCGCCGCUCUCCCUCUCCCUUUCUGCUCCGGCGCCCAUGGCGAGAACCAACAUCAACGUAGUCUUACUCUUCUUCCUCAUCGCCCUCUCGCCGUGCAUACGGGCGUUCUCGAUCGCAGACACGCCAGAGUUUCUCGCCACAUCGGUCUUCAAUUCCAAAUCCGAGAAGAGCUGGCUCUGGGGAUGGGCGUGGGGCGCCGAGAGCACCGUCUCUGUCGUCGACCGCACGCCCGCGGUGCGAUUUGCGUCCAGACCCGCGGCAUUUGGCGCUGAGAUCAAGGAGCCCAUCCUCGGCUAUGUCAUACCCUUGUCCUCCUUCACGGUCCCCUGCGCAGCGAACACAACCACCCUCGAUCCCGCGGAGAACUGGGGCUGCCCCAAGCUCUGCCUUGUGGGCGAUAAGUCCCCCGAACCAUCGGAAACCUGGAUUGCGCUCGUGCAACGUGGAAAGUGCGAGUUUGUGAAGAAGGUGCGCGAGGCGCAGAGGCUCGGGGCCCGCGCGGUCAUCGUUGGCGGGGACGACCCGAAUAUCUCUGGGUAUCCGGACACGCUGGUCAGCAUGUACAGUCCUGAGGACGCGUCCGAUAUACGUAUCUCCGCGACGUAUGUCAAGCACUCGGACUACUCGACGCUCUCCAGCCUCAUUGCCUCCUCGAACACGUCCCACUCCGGCAUGAACACGCUCCCGGUUCUCAUCACCGCUGAGUAUUCCGCCUGGGAAUGGUACUCCCCUAUCAUCACGUUCAUCGCCAUCCUGCUUCUGCCAUCCGUCUUGACGUUUUUGACGCUCAUCAUCCACCGCUUCCGGGCCGCGCGGGCGGCACGACGCGAUCGCGCGCCAGAGGAUGUCGUCCGGCGGCUACCCUGGAGGGUGUGGACAGGACACGGGUGGGAGAAGCACAGGGGAAGCGAGGACGCGUACGGUGGCUCACCUUCACCUCUGCGGAAACCCGCAAACGCUCAAGCCGAUGCUAACGUCGACCUGGAAGCCGGACCUGAGGAGGAUACCCCGAAACCUGCGGAGAUCGAUAUACCCGUGGUACACGACGAACCGGCAGCGAUGGAGAAUUGCGAGAUGAUGGCGUCGUCGAGCACGCAGCUCCCGGACCAGCCGUGGUUCGAGACGCAGGCGGAGUGUGCGAUCUGCUUGUCCGACUUUGAGAAGGGCGACCGGGUGCGGGUGCUGCCUUGUCAUCACAUCUUCCAUCUGGAGGAGGUUGACGAGUGGUUGAUCCAGCGGAAGAAGCUUUGCCCCAUAUGCAAAGCGGACGUAACCCAGCCACACCACGAGCGACACAAGCAAUGCGAUGAGGCUGGCGUGCUCUCCUCCAUCCCCACUGCUCAUUCGCCACCCACCUCUACCUCACCCCUCUCUGUCUCCGCCGCCUCCCCACCGUCAGAGCACACGCCGCUCCUGCAAUCGCCCCCGGAGCACUGACGACCUAUUCACGACUAAUGUUAUCGAACUUCAAUCCUCUAUAUGAUGUGUACUAUCUCUCUUGUUACUAUAUAGGAGUGUAAUGUGUAAACCCCUUUACUGUGAUUUCUUUCGGGGAAUGGUUGGCGGGAUCAUCGUCGG
Messenger RNA from Schizophyllum commune H4-8, 1597 nucleotides. RefSeq lists its product as uncharacterized. The coding region runs from base 56 to 1456 and encodes 466 amino acids. Lineage: Eukaryota; Fungi; Basidiomycota; Agaricomycetes; Agaricales; Schizophyllaceae. The record is from RefSeq and is a predicted model, not a curated record. The transcript is spliced from 5 exons.